AUGGACUUAGUACAGCAUAACUGGCAAGACCUAGCCCACUGCGGACACUGCACCGUCUGCUACGCGUCGCGUACGCGUAUCAAUCAAGAAGCACACGACCGAGCCCACCGUAUUGGAAGGAUUCGGGCCACCGUCGUGGGAAACUCAGACUCUCCCGCACCUUUCUACCAGUCUCGAACCAUUCGGGUCCCACAUUCAAACCGAACCGUAACUAUUGAAGUCCCCCACCUUCAACGGGCUGUCAAUACUACAGACGACACAGGACUGCCUGUGGGAAGGACACCCCUCAGCCGCAAGCGACGGCUUACACCAGAUAUUUCACAGCCCAUGACCCCGAGGCUGUUCUCCCAGGCGUCUCAGUCGACGGGAUUGGCACCAUUAGGAGUUGGGUUAUUAUCCGCGUCAAUACUGGUACUUCCGAGAUCAACUUGGUUAGACGCCAGUUAUCAAACUCGACGAGCACAAGCUCAUGAUUUCCAUCCCCAAUUCGAUCGAUCCUCACCCCCUCAUCUCUUCCGACCAGACCCCGAGCUGCGACAGCAAUUGGAAGAGACGCGGCCAGAACUUUUCCAUCGCCCGCGCUUUUCUCCAGAAGGUGCCCCCUCCCCAGAACCCAUCCCCCCCGCCUUCGCCUUCACCUUCCCGGCUCCGGCUCCGGCUCCGGCUCCUGAACCUGAACUUGAAUUGAAUAUACCUGGAACUUGGCCACGUGAAGAAAUCAUGGUCGAGGCGCCGGAAAACGAUAUCAUGGCAUUCCCUACGUUCCCUACAUUCCCUACACGGUUUGGUGCGAAUCUCUACAAUGCCGUUACAUACGUCCGUGAUUCGUCAUACAAUAUUUGCGCCACUCUAUGCAAUCGAAUUUUCCAUUUUCAAGGAAGCGGUGCGGCCCCAAAUCCUACACCAAGUCCUAUACCAACCCCUGCUCUGCCUACUACACCUACUACCCUUACUGCGCCUCGACCUAUUACUACCGCACCAACCGAAGAGGAGCGUUCGCCAAAGCGCCGUCGACUCGAUGCCCAACAAAGCCAUCUUGUGCUAACAAAUAAAUCUGGCACCUAUGCUCUUCCCUCGCCGGAUACCUCCGAUGAUGAGUCCGGCUUGGAUGAUUCUAUUGGCGACCCUAUGGACAUCGACAGCCCCGUCCGUGCUAAGACAUCGGAUGUGAACGCUGUAAUGUCCCCUUCUUCUCCGAUGGACAUAGAUUCUCCGGAGCCACAAGCAUCACCGUCCCAGUCCCCCACUCUUUCACCCAACUCUGCGGUCGCCACAUUUGCCGCACAACGACGAUUUUCUUUUUUCCCUAAUGGAAAUCCUUAUACAAGGAAAUCGAGGCGAGCUCGGUUUCAGCAAACUUUAGCGGAAGUUGUAACAGAACCAAGCCAGCCGGUUGAAGACCAAUCGACAGAAUCCCAACCAGCGGAGCUCCAAGCAACGGAACCACAAGCGAUUGAGAUUGAAGCACCCGAAGCUCAAGCUUCCGAGGUCCUGGCUUCCGAGGUCCAGGCCUCUGAGGUCCAGGAACCUGAAGUCCAGGUAGCGGAAGCCUCUCCGGAGAAAGUAUGGAAACCUCUCCCUCCCCCAAAAUUUGCCAAUAUCCAAGAAUUCUUUGACCACGAAGAUGAAUUUUCCUUGCCUGGCCUGGAGCGUUUGGUUCUCAGGCCCAAUGUGACUAAGAUUUACGAAUUGGAUUUGCAACGUCGAGAACGCCUACGCAUGGAGCAAGAGAAGGCGGAAAAGGAACGUCAAGAGCGCAUUCGUAUCGAAGAAGAGCGCCUACGCAUUGAGAAGGAGAAGGCGGAGGAGGAACGCCUAGAGCGAUUUCGUCUUCAGGAAGAACGCUACAAUGAAGCCCUUCGCCCGCUUGGUUUACGAAGACCUAGGUCUAGCCUUAUCGUCCCUCUUGAUGACGAGUGGGACCAAAAGGUCAGGGAGGCUAUGGAAACCGGCUUUUGUCCACAGAACAAGUGGCAGGGAGCUGUUCACCGAGAUGGCGUAGAGAUAACGGCACGCGAUUUUGGUAGACUUAUUCCCCGCGGGGCAUGGUUGAAUGACAACGCGAUACAAUCGACUUUGGUGCACCUCGCCACUUAUAUCAACGACGCAGCCGGGGUGUCUCCCAAGAAGGAUACGCCUAAAUGUGUGGCAUUGUCCUCUCAGUACUGGUCUAACUACACUCGCGACCCAAGAAACAAUGUCUACGCCCGAGGUCUCAAACGAAACUGGGGCAUGACGCCAGAGAACUUCCUUGACAUUGAUACAGUUCUUAUCCCGGUCAAUAACAAUAGCCAUUGGACCAUCCUCGUUGUUCGUCCUUCACGCCGAACAUUCGCUUACGUCGAUUCAUUCCAAUCGGAUGGAGGACGACACAUCCAAACCCUUGCAAUGUGGAAAAGGGAAUUUUUGAAGGAUAAGUACAUCCCUAGCGAAUGGCGCCAGGAAAAAUACACUGUGCCCACACAGACGAAUGGUUGGGACUGUGGCAUGUUUGUUAUUACAAACUCCAUCUACCUAGCGCUUGGACUUGAUCCAAGCUGUUACUCGGAGAAUCAAUUGCCUCUACAGAGACGCAGAAUCGCUGCGAUGCUCUUGAACGGCGGGUUUACUGGGCCGUUUGACUUGUCGGCUCUUUGA
Hypoxylon fragiforme is the source of this 2637-nucleotide messenger RNA. Its product is annotated as cysteine proteinase. The transcript has 2 exons. Gene Ontology annotation, biological process: protein desumoylation. Gene Ontology annotation, molecular function: deSUMOylase activity. NCBI's taxonomy places the organism in Eukaryota, Fungi, Ascomycota, Sordariomycetes, Xylariales, Hypoxylaceae. Gene Ontology annotation, cellular component: nucleus. Bases 1 to 2637 code for a protein of 878 amino acids. The record is from RefSeq and is a predicted model, not a curated record.